Ogataea haglerorum is the source of this 1389-nucleotide messenger RNA. RefSeq lists its product as uncharacterized. The coding region runs from base 1 to 1389 and encodes 462 amino acids. The transcript has a single exon. The record is from RefSeq and is a predicted model, not a curated record. Gene Ontology annotation, molecular function: oxidoreductase activity. NCBI's taxonomy places the organism in Eukaryota, Fungi, Ascomycota, Pichiomycetes, Pichiales, Pichiaceae.
AUGACGACUGUCGACGUUGUGAUUGUCGGUGCUGGAAUUGCGGGCAUUAAAGCAGCCACAGAAUUGCACUCUAAGGGAUUGAGCACCCUGAUUUUGGAAGCUCGGGACAGAAUUGGCGGACGGCUGUACACCUAUCACCCACCAAAUUCGAAGUACGGCUAUGAUAUUGGUGCCUGCUGGUUUCAUGCCACCAUAAGCAAUCCGCUCUUCCACAAUGCUCUACAGAAAAAAAACGUCGAGUACUUCUUUGAUGAGAACUCGGCGGCCGUGAUUGGACCUGAAGGACCCCUUACUGUAAAUGUUGGUCCAAUCGUUGAGGAAAUAAAAUUAUAUGCCCAAUCUAGACCUGGGGAAGACGUGAACUUGAAAACAGCCUGCGCGGAAUAUCUGGCCAAAAUGGCCCCCACGUUAUCGGACGAACAGAAGAAAUGGGCUCCGUCGCUGCUCAGAGUGACAGAAAUUCCAAAUGGAAUGCAAUGGGAUAUGUUUUCUGCCCGACUGGCCAACCCCCCGUACGUCGGAAGAGAUGCAUUCGUGUCAGGUGGUUACGAGAAAGUAUUGGAGAACGAGCUUGAAGGGUAUCCUAAGGAUUCGAUCUUGACCAACACCGUUGUGAAGAAGAUUGAGCAGAUAGACAGCGGAUACAAUGUCAGUUCUGAGGACGGCAGAGCUUUUCACUCUAAGUUUGUCGUCGUCACCAUUCCUCAGUCCGUGUUGAAACUAAGCAUCGAGGAACCUAACGCCAAGGGGGCAAUCACGUUUGUCCCAGACUUGCCCAGAAUUAUCACCGACAAUUUCUCGAAAACACACUUCUGCGCGCUCGGAAAGGUGAUCUACGAAUACAACGAGGUUUUCUGGCCGGAGACAGAAAAAUUCGUUAUUAUCCCCAAGCCUGAUGAGUCUGUGUCCACUUCAACCUACAUCCCAGCCCCAGAAUACAACAAAAAGCUUACUGAGGUAGAGGCGGACAAGCUAGAAGCAUUUGAUUUCCCCGUUUUGGCUGUAAACCUGAAAACUGUGAAAAAUGCUCCCGCACUCAUGUUCCUGGUCCCUGCUCCCGCAUCUCGCUUGCUCGAGGAGAAUGUCGAAAAGUACGGCCCCAAGCUACUUGAGCCUAUUAUCGCCAAACUGUCUGGUAAAAAGCAAAGUGAGCUCCCUAAGCCAAAUCUUGUCUUCUCUACAAACUGGUCUUCCGAUCCUUACAGUAGAGGUUCUGUUUCUGGAAACGCAGUGGGUGAUGUCUUAGUCAAUGACGGUCUUAUUGAGGGCGUGCGUGGCUUACGGUUUGCCGGUGAAGCAUACUGCUACGAAGGCCACACCGGUGCUCACGGGGCCUAUAUCAGUGGUAAAAGAGAGGCAGAGGUUAUCCUCCGACAACUUAAAUACUAA